Molecule: messenger RNA, 2447 nt
Organism: Lepisosteus oculatus (spotted gar)
Lineage: Eukaryota; Metazoa; Chordata; Actinopteri; Semionotiformes; Lepisosteidae
Gene: tafa2
Product: TAFA chemokine like family member 2
Molecular function (GO): receptor ligand activity
Source: RefSeq, a predicted model, not a curated record
UGUGAUGCUGUAGAGAUGCCCCUUUUAACUUUCCUAACAUAUUAUAUUAACUCGUAUUCAGUAAAACUGAAUUGUAUGUGCUCCAGCUUUCUACAGCAUUUAAAGUAAUGUGUAUUCAAAUCAUGAGCUUAGAUGUUUGUAUUUAAGAUACACCUGACAGAAUAUUAGAAGGUCUAACAACAGUGGUGUAGCUGUACAAUAUUAUCUAUUGAUUGGGUAGGAGCGCACAUAAACAGUGUGCUGUCAGACGCGGGAAGCUGCAAUACGUCCAUGUGCAUGAGAAGUGAAAGGCUUAGUCUCCUGUCAAACACCGAAGUGUAAGGUCUAUCUUUAUCAGCAGGAGAGGAUCUUGACUAAAUCUGUUUACAUAUGUCACUUUUACGCGUCACCAAACAUAGGCUGCUGUUCCGUGAAAGAUUACAUUUUUUCACGUUUUUAUUUUUUUCAUUUUUCAUCUUCCUUUCUCAUUUGCUUACGGUUUGGAGCUGACGCAUACUGGCGCAAUUGCAUUUACCUGGGGAUGAACGUAGUAAAAAGAAAAGACGGGAAGGUAUAAGGUAUAAUGAACUAGUUAAUCGCUCUAGGAAUCCUUUUCAUCAGGUAGAACGCACAACAGAAGCUCUUGAUAAGAAGAAUUGGGAGCGACUGAGGUGGCACUUAGCCUAGAGAGUUUCUUUUCUUCUGUUAACUAAUUAGUUCCAAGCCUGGAUAUAGCUUUGUGGAUUGAACUAAAACCUCUUUAGUUCUGGGCUUUGAAACAUCUGGAUUCUGCUAAUUUUACAUCUGGAUGGGAAGAUUUGGAAGACUGCAUGGGUUUUAAGAAUGGAAAGGGAUUAAGAAUGGUCUUUUUGUAACCCAAAGGAGGUUGAGAGGUGCACUAAAGGAGCGGGGCAGCAGGAGCUGAUCAUGUAUGGAAUUACCCCUUGGAAAUAACAGCUUAUUUUGAUGGAUUCACACAGGUAUAGCAAGGAUGAGUAAUAGAUAUACACAGAAAGCAACAAAAGGGAAACUACUUCUAAUUAUCUACAUGAUAUCCCUUUGGGGGAAAUCGGUGUCAGCAGCAGGCCACCAUAAAGUUCACCAUGUCAAAACUGGAACAUGUGAAGUUGUGGCAAUUCACAGAUGCUGCAACAAGAACAAGAUAGAAGAAAGAUCUCAAACAAUAAAAUGCUCCUGCUUUCCAGGACAAGUGGCGGGGACAACACGUGCUGCCCCAUCCUGUGUAGAUGCCUCAAUUGUGGAACAGAAAUGGUGGUGUCAGAUGCAUCCAUGUCUGGAUGGAGAAGAAUGUAAAGUUCUACCAGAUCUUAAAGGUUGGAGCUGUGCUACAGGGAAUAAAGUAAAAACAACUAAGGUAGCUCGAUAGUUGAAGAUCUCAAUGCCCUGUUUCCACUCCAAAAUUCUUUGCACGCUUCAAGUGAACUGAAGUCCCCUGAAAGUUGAAGUUUACUGUACAUAAAAAAUAAGAUCUUAUAUUAAUGGAGAAGGAAUCUUUUGUUGGAUAAAAAGCAGAAAAGCACAAGAGCCUUUAAAUAAAAUGAAGACAUGCUUGUCUGAAUUAUCAGAAAAAGGACUCAAUUCUACUUUUUUUAAAAAAAUGCUUAAAAAAGAGAAGAGUUUUCUUUGCAUAGCAACAUGCUCUGGGUCUCAAUGGUAAAGAAAGAAUAUUGUUAUCAUGGUGAGUACAAUAAUAAAUAAGCAGUGUCUUAACGGGCAAGACUGUGUACUCUCAAAUUUCCUUUCCUCACUAAUCAGAACUACAUAUAUAAGAUCAAUUUAAAUAUCUAAUAAGCUUUUGCAAUACAGUUGAAUUGUCUUUGUUGUAUGAAGGCUAAACUGUUAAAUGGUGAUAAAAGGAAAAGUAUUGCCUGCCAAAAUCUGUAAAUCAUACAUAAAAGGUUGCUGUCCUAAUCAAAGUUGAAUUUUUUAAAGCUGUACUAAGGGAGUAUGUCCUAGAACUUAAAUAAAGUUAUCAUUCUUUAAAUUAUAUCAAUUUUUUCUCAAUUAGAUCAUCAUUAACAUCUUGGUGUGCUAUAUUUUUACAUACUGUGUAGUAAACAUAAUAAACUUUUCAAGGUUUCAUAUUAUGUAUACUAUAUUAUGUCCAUUAUGAAAACAUUGAGUUUUCUACAUAUGUGUUAGAGUAAAGUUUUUGAAGGUUUUAAAUAAGAAUAUGUAUCUUCUAUCAUGACUUUUGUAUGUAGUAGCUAUAUAAGACUAACAAAUAUAUACAGUACACAGGACAGCACAGUGGGGGGGGUGGUCAGAAUUGCUGCCUCAUGGCUAUGAGGUGCUGGGUUGGUUUCUGCUUUUGGGUGUACAGAUGCAGCCAUUCAAACUUCCCGGUACAAACCCGUACCGCACACAACUACGCACAAGCCACCAGACCUUACCGCGGUACAUGAUUGGCUGGCCACAAAUGACCGACAGGGGCACUCGUGGUGCAU